AUGGCAACCUCACUCUUUUCAUUUUCCACUUUCUCACCUCUUUCUUCGGUUCAUAUCAAAUGGUCAUUUGAUGUUUUGAGGCAGGAAGGUUGUUAUUAUUUAGAUAAGACUCACUUCAUUCCUAAAAUAGAGGCUCUCCGUGUUCCUGCCAUACUUUCCCUUCGUUCUUGUCAUUUCGGAAAGACACUAUUCCUUUCUACUUUGUCCUCUUACUAUGACGUAAAGAACAGAAAACGAUUUAAACAAUUAUUCCAAGGACUAUAUAUCGGAAAAAAUCCUACACCAUUAGCGUCUGAGUUCCUCGUUCUCGAACUCAAUUUUGCUGGACUUCGCACUAACGAAACGGAUCAUUUCCAAGUUGUUGACGAAAAUAGAAAUGCUUUUGUGAAUUUCCGGAAAUUAUUGAACGCGGUGAUAUUAAGUAAUAACAAGCUCUAUGUUUGCAUCGAUGAAUACGAUGGUAGUAUGAACGAAGCCCUUAAAAACCAAACACCCCUCCAAGCUCUCACCAAUCAUCACAAAAACGAAGGUGACUUCAAAAUCGAAUUAAUGGAAAGUUCGUUUAAACAAUUAUUCAGUAUAUUGAAGACUGCUUGUGAUGGAGGCAUAGCUCGUGUUUUCUUAACUGGUGUGACUCCUGUCGCUAUGGCUGAAUUCAUCUCGGGUUUUAACAUUUCGGUAGAUUUGACGCUAAACGAAGAAUUUUAG
Molecule: messenger RNA, 708 nt
Organism: Funneliformis caledonium
Lineage: Eukaryota; Fungi; Glomeromycota; Glomeromycetes; Glomerales; Glomeraceae
Source: the annotation of a GenBank genome assembly